UCUCCGGUUCAGACGUGUUCAACUCAGGCAGGAGUUUCUGCUGAGGCUCGUGAAUUAGCUCUGGGUGUCUGAUCAUGGUUCUCUGACAGAUUUUCUGCAGUUUUUGACAAUAAUUUAACUGUAGAUUGGACCUCUCAGUGACUCGCCAUGGGGACGGCUUUCGCCAUUACUCUAGUGUUUGUAGGGUGCUGCAGUAAUGUUGUAUUUUUGGAGCUGCUGGUCAGGGAGUUUCCAGGAUGUGGAAACAUCGUCACCUUUGCUCAGUUUGCUUUCAUCGCCUUCGAAGGCUUCAUCUUUGAGACAAACUUCGGGAGGAAGAAACCAGCCAUCCCUGUCAGAAACUAUGUCAUCAUGGUGACCAUGUUCUUCACGGUCAGCGUGAUCAACAACUAUGCUCUGAACUUCAACAUCUCCAUGCCUCUUCACAUGAUCUUCAGAUCAGGCUCUCUCAUCGCCAACAUGAUCCUGGGGAUCAUCAUUCUGAAGAAGAGAUAUUCACCGAGCAAGUAUUUGUCAAUAGCUUUAGUUUCUGCUGGAAUCUUCAUCUGCACUAUCAUGUCAGCUAAGCAAGUGAAUGUGGCCAACAAGGACUCAGUUGAGGACGGUUUCUACGCCUUCUUGCACUGGCUCAUAGGCAUUGCCAUGUUGACCUUUGCUCUACUGAUGUCUGCAAGAAUGGGAAUCUUCCAGGAAACGCUGUACAAGCAGUACGGAAAACACUCCAAGGAAGCUCUUUUUUACAAUCACUUCCUGCCUCUGCCAGGCUUCCUGCUUCUGUCCGCAGACAUCUACAAUCACUAUGUCCACUUCAACCUAAGCACUCCUGUGGAGGUUCCUGUCAUUGGCAUGAUGGUGCCAGUAAUGUGGGUGUACCUGCUGGCCAACAUCAUCACUCAGUAUGUGUGUAUCCGCGGCGUGUUCAUCCUGACCACAGAGUGCACCUCGCUCACUGUCACCCUGGUGGUGACUCUAAGAAAGUUCCUCAGCCUCAUCUUUUCCAUCGUGUACUUCCAAAACCCCUUCACCCUCUGGCACUGGGUGGGCACUGCCGUUGUCUUCAUUGGUACACUGUUAUACACAGAGGUUCUGAGCAACCUGCAGGCGGCGCUGCGUGGACCACCUGUCAAGGAGAAGAAGGUGGAGUGAAGAAGAAGUUAUGGACUUGGUUGAUGGAGUUGCUCUGAUUUACAGGAUACGGACUUGAGAGGGCAACUAAGUCAGCUGUGUUCUCAUGAAACGGGUUAUUUGUGCAUCUGCAAACUGAGCUGUCAAAUGUGUCACUCAACUUCAUUCAUUGCCUCAGUCUCGGAGCACGUGCAUAUUCUGUAUGCAUUAACUAUUAGCUUUAGAAGCCCCAAUGUUACUCUAUUGAUGGUUAUUGGAAAACAUGAGGUGUAAGUACACAUGUUCAGUGGGGGAAUAGUGGAGUUAUUUUUGAAAUGUCAUUAUAGGUCACAUUAGUUGUUUUAGGUGUUGGUCUGG
Molecule: messenger RNA, 1482 nt
Organism: Synchiropus splendidus (mandarinfish)
Lineage: Eukaryota; Metazoa; Chordata; Actinopteri; Syngnathiformes; Callionymidae
Gene: slc35b4
Product: solute carrier family 35 member B4
Exons: 10
Coding region: 148-1146 (332 amino acids)
Biological process (GO): transmembrane transport
Cellular component (GO): endoplasmic reticulum membrane; Golgi membrane
Molecular function (GO): UDP-xylose transmembrane transporter activity; UDP-N-acetylglucosamine transmembrane transporter activity
Source: RefSeq, a predicted model, not a curated record